GCGGGCAGCAGUCGGGCUUAGCCAUGCCGGCGGCGCGCGUGGAGUACAUCGUGCCCUGGUGGGUCGUGUGGCUGCACAGCGUCCCCCACCUCGGCCUGCGCCUGCAGCCCGUGAACAGCACCUUCAACCCCCGCGACGAGAGUUACCAGGAGUCGCUGCUGUUCCUGGGGCUGGUGGCUGCUGUGGGCCUGGCGCUGAACCUCAUCUUCCUUGCGGUUUACCUGGUCUGCUUGUGCUGCUGCCGGCGGGACGAUGGAGUGCAGACCAAGCAGCGCAACUCCUGCUGCGUCACCUGGACGGCCAUGCUGGCGGGGCUCGUCUGCUGUGCUGCUGUGGGCGUUGGUUUCUAUGGAAACAGCGAGACCAACGAUGGGGUGUACCAGCUGAUCUACUCCUUGGACAACGCCAACCACACCUUCUCCGGGAUCGAUUCUCUGGUUUCUGGCACCACCCAGAAGAUGCAGCUGGACCUGGAGCAGCACCUGGCCCGGCUCAGUGAGAUCUUCGCAGCCCGCGGUGACUACAUCCAGACCCUGAAGCUCAUGCAGCAGAUGGCCGGCAACAUCAUGGGCCAGCUCUCGGGGCUGCCGGCGUGGAGGGACGUCACCGCCGAGCUGACCAAGGUGGCCGACCAGACCGGCUACGUGGAGUACUACAGGUGGCUCUCCUACCUCCUGCUCUUCGUCCUGGACGUGGUCAUCUGCCUCACCGCCUGCCUGGGGUUGGCCAAGCACUCCAAGUGUCUGCUGGCCUCGAUGCUGUGCUGCGGGGUGCUGACCCUGCUGCUCAGCUGGGCUUCCCUGGCCGUGGACACCGCCGCCGCAGUGGGCACCAGCGACUUCUGCGUGGCUCCCGACGCCUUCAUCCUGAAUGUCACGCAGGGCCGGAUCAGCACAGAGGUGACCCGCUACUACCUGUACUGCAGCCAGAGUGUAAGCAGCCCCUUCCAACAGGUGCUGACCGUCUUCCAGCGCUCCCUGACCACCAUGCAGAUCCAGGCCGCCGGGCUGCUGCAGUUUGCCGUGCCCCUCUUCCCCACGGCGGAGAAAGAUCUGCUGGGGAUCCAGCUCCUGCUGAACUCGUCUGAGGCCAGCCUUCACCAGCUGACGGCCCUGCUGGACUGCCGAGGGCUGCACAAGGACUACCUGGAUGCCCUCACUGGCGUCUGCUAUGAUGGUAUCGAGGGCUUGCUCUACCUUGGCCUCUUCUCCCUCCUGGCCGCCCUGGCCUUCUCCACCAUGAUCUGUGUGGGGCCACGGGCUUGGAAGCACUUUGCCACCAGGGACAGGGACUACGAUGACAUCGAUGAUGACGAUCCCUUUAACCCCCAGGCCCGGCGCAUCGCUGCGCACAACCCCCCGCGGGGGCCGCUUCACAGCUUCUGCAGCUACAGCAGCGGCCUGGGCAGCCAGACCAGCCUGCAGCCCCCGGCCCAGACCAUCUCCAACGCCCCAGUCUCCGAGUACAUGAACCAAGCGGCACUCUUCGGUGGGAACCCCCGCUAUGAGAAUGUACCGCUCAUCGGAAGAGGCUCCCCCCCUCCCACGUACUCCCCCAGCAUGAGGGCCACCUACCUGUCCAUGGCGGAUGAGAACCUGAGGCACUACCCAGCCUAACGAUGCCUGGGGUUCCGGCCUCCUCACAGCUGCGUUUCUUUCAUAGAAACCAAAGGCAGGACUACAGAGGUUGGCGCUGAGAUCCGGGAAGACGCAGCCUGGGGUUGUGGAGGUUCCUGACUAAGGCCCUGGGAUGGUGGAAGACUCGUGACAUGGGCAGCCUCUCCCUCUUCUGCCCACUGCCCCCGGGCUGCCACUCUUCGUCCCCUCUCCAGCAGCCUGGCUUGGCCUGGCCUGACCUCCACCCUCACCAGGUGGGGCAGGCAGAGAGGAGGGGAUCGGGUGGCACCGCCACCCUUGGAGCCAAUCCCUCUUGGGGUCCCACUGCCAGGACCUGGCUCCUAGCAGCUCAGCCAGGCUCAGAAGCCCGGGUGAGCUGUCCGCGUCACCGCUGUCCUCCCUGGCUGCCCUGAUGGGGCGGCAUCUCCCCAUAACCCCUGUCAUCUCCCCUCCUUCCAGGGAUGACGCUCUGAGGUUGCUAGCUGCGGCCAGGGCCGUCUCAGGUAUUAACAGACACUUUGAAAACAACUUUAACUCUUUUUUUUUUUUCUUUCCUGUUUCUAAAUAUUUUGAUUAUCCAAAGAACCGAUGCCCAUAGCACAUCUAGUUUUUCCUGUAGACUCGCACUCAUUCCUCACCUCGGUUGUUACUUGGCAGAUUUUUCUGGCACUGACCAAUUCUUGACAGACCUGUAGAUGGGGCUGGAGUCUGAAACAGAAUAAAGAUCAGGGAGAUGUUCUACCCCAGGCUGCUGUAAGGUGGGAAUCUGGGUUCAUCCCUCUUCCGAGGGAGGCUCUUUUAAGAGGGGGGAGAAGCUGAACUGAACAGAGCCCCCUGUUCUUGGUCGGGGGCAGCUGAAUGACCAG
This is a messenger RNA of Trichechus manatus latirostris (Florida manatee), 2482 nucleotides long. RefSeq names its product tweety family member 2 (gene TTYH2). The transcript is spliced from 14 exons. Gene Ontology annotation, molecular function: intracellularly calcium-gated chloride channel activity; volume-sensitive chloride channel activity. The record is from RefSeq and is a predicted model, not a curated record. Gene Ontology annotation, cellular component: plasma membrane. The coding region runs from base 24 to 1616 and encodes 530 amino acids. NCBI's taxonomy places the organism in Eukaryota, Metazoa, Chordata, Mammalia, Sirenia, Trichechidae.